Messenger RNA from Teleopsis dalmanni, 1172 nucleotides. RefSeq names its product zinc finger protein DZIP1L-like. Gene Ontology annotation, biological process: cilium assembly. The transcript has 2 exons. The annotation marks the transcript as partial. The record is from RefSeq and is a predicted model, not a curated record. Gene Ontology annotation, cellular component: ciliary basal body; cytoplasm. NCBI's taxonomy places the organism in Eukaryota, Metazoa, Arthropoda, Insecta, Diptera, Diopsidae.
UCUAUAAGUUUAUAGUAAAAUUUUAAUAUGCAAAAACUAUAAUGUCCAUCAAAUUUUUUUACAAUUUUCCGCAAAUUGCACGCGAAGCAGGAUUUAAAUUACAUCUCUACAAUGAUGGCUUCAUGGAUUGGCGUCACUUAGGCACCAUCGAAAUAGAACGAGUACUGCGGGAACAAAAUUUGGAACAAAUAGAUGGAUUGCUAAAUCAUCUUUCCGAAGCACCUUUAGGCUCAAUAUUGAAUUCACACAUUCUGGAUAAUGGAAUUGCAAAAUAUUUUAUAUUCUUACAAUUCGCCAUUCAAUAUUUAUUAUUUUGUCGUAAUUUUUUGGAUGAAACCGUAGUGGAUCUACGAGAAGCCCAUGCGAAAUCUCAAAUUGAACUAGCAAAAUUAAAAACUUCACACGCCGAUGCAAAUAAUGAAUUACUCCAAUUGCAGAAGAAAAUAACACAAAUGGAAGCAAUACACGAAGUUAUUUAUCCAUGUCACCUGUGCACCAAGAAUUUUAUCAGUAAUGAGGCACUUAAUUUGCAUAUCAGUCGUAAGCAUUGUAACACUGGAAAGAUAUUCAUAGAUAAGAAGAAACCAAUGCCUACCACGAAAGACAUCGAUAAUGAUAUGCAAUUAAUUAAUGCAAUUAAAUUUGAAUUAGAGAUAAAACAACUGAAAGAACGUUUGAACGUAGCAGAGAAAGAAAUUAGAGAGCGAAAGAAGGAAAACGUUAAAACCAGUGGUGAGGAGCUCAUUAAAGAAAAUGUUCAUGUUCAGAUAUCGCCAGCUAAAGAAGAACAAGAAUCUAAAGUCACAGUCACUCAAAGUAUUGGCAUUCAAAGUAAUUUAAUUGAAGUGAAAGAAGCAGAUGAUACAUCUGUUAUAAGCGACACCGAAGUAAGAGAGCAAAUAGAACAACUACGAGAUCUGCAAUUAAAAAUACAAGAUAUUGAGACUUGGCGUGAAGAACAUAAUUCUAACAAUGAAGAUUGCAUAGCUGAGAUCAAUGAGAAACUAGCAGAUAUAGUACAAACAAUAGGGAAAUCAAUUACCAAUUUAGAUACUAUUGAAGAAAAAUCAAAUUCUAGACAAGAACAAAACUCACCGACCGUAGAAGACUUAGAACGGUUACUAAGUCAAAAAAUGGAAGAAAUUAGUAUGGUAAGUGUUCAAAAAAUAGAA